This is a messenger RNA of Xyrauchen texanus (razorback sucker), 2603 nucleotides long. RefSeq names its product leucine-rich repeat and fibronectin type III domain-containing protein 1-like protein. Bases 4 to 2058 code for a protein of 684 amino acids. NCBI's taxonomy places the organism in Eukaryota, Metazoa, Chordata, Actinopteri, Cypriniformes, Catostomidae. Gene Ontology annotation, molecular function: protein binding. The record is from RefSeq and is a predicted model, not a curated record. The transcript has 5 exons.
GAGAUGGAGCGGCUGAUCUUCUCCCUGCUGGUGCUGGCUGUGUCUGUAUCAGGGCAGCUGUGCCCCAAGCGUUGCAUGUGCCAGAACCUGUCACCAUCCCUGGCUAUCCUCUGCGCCAAGACCGGCCUGCUUUUCGUGCCAACAGUCAUCGAUCGGCGUACGGUGGAGCUGCGCCUUACAGAGAACUUCAUCACGACAGUAAGGAGGAGGGACUUUGCAAACAUGACCAGUCUCCUCCAUCUGACACUCUCCCGCAACACCAUCAGCCAAAUUAUGUCUUACACAUUUGCUGACCUCAAGCGGCUGCGGGCACUGCACCUGGACAGCAACCGCCUGAGCGUCAUCAAGGAUGACCACUUCCGAGGACUCACCAAUCUGAGGCAUCUUAUCCUAGCCAACAAUCAACUGCAUAGCAUCUCCCCACAUGCUUUUGAUGACUUUUUGGGGACUCUGGAAGACCUUGAUCUUUCAUACAAUAACCUGGUGGACAUACCGUGGGAGACUAUUGGACGGCUCACCAAUGUGAACACUCUCAAUAUGGACCAUAACCUCAUAGAGCAUGUCCCCUUAGGAGUCUUCUCAAACCUACACAAACUAGCCCGUCUAGACAUGACAUCCAAUAAGCUAAAGAAAAUACCCCCUGAUCCUUUGUUUCUUAGGAUACCAGUUUAUGCCAAGUCAAAAGGGUCACCUCUUUCCUCUCUCGUCCUGAGCUUUGGAGGAAACCCACUUCAUUGCAACUGCGAGCUACUUUGGCUGAGAAGGCUAACACGAGAGGAUGACCUCGAAACCUGCGCCUCACCUACUGAUCUUACAGCUAAAUACUUCUGGACCAUCCCAGAGGAGGAGUUUAUCUGUGAUCCUCCUGUGAUUAUAAGGAAAUCUCCCAAAACCUUCAUCAUGGAGGGCCAGCCCACCAGCUUGAAAUGCAAGGCCAAUGGGGACCCAGACCCUGACAUUCACUGGAUCUCUCCAGAGAGUCGUCUAAUCGCCAACACCUCUCGAACUUUAAGCUUUAGCAAUGGGAGCUUGGAGAUCAACAUCACCUCUCUGAAGGACACAGGAGUCUUCACCUGCAUUGCUUCUAAUGCCGCAGGGGAGUCUACUGGCACAGUGGAGCUGGUGGUCAAUCCACUGCCACACUUAGCUAACAGCACUAAUCGGAUCCGUGAACCUGAUCCAGGACCAUCUGAUAUUCUUACCUCUGCCAAGUCAACUUCUUCAGCUAGCAAUGAGACCAGGACUCUGGAGAGAAAGUUGGUUCUUGCAGAGUUUACAGCUAAUUCUGCACUCAUCAGGUGGCCUUCACAACAACAUUUCCCUGGAAUCAGGAUGUAUCAGAUUCAGUACAACAGCUCAGUGGAUGAUACCUUGGUCUACAGAAUGAUUCCCUCCACAAGUUAUGACUUCCUGGUGCGAGACCUGGUAUCCGGUCGGGAGUAUGAUCUGUGUGUGUUGGCCAUCUAUGACGAGGGCUUGACCUCGCUGACAGCCACACGGCAGGUGGGCUGCGUCACAUUUGUCACGGAGACAGAAUACAACCAGUGCCAGUCUCUGCGCAGCCAUUUCCUGGGUGGCACCAUGAUCAUCAUCAUCGGAGGCAUCAUUGUGGCUUCUGUCCUCGUUUUCAUCAUCAUUCUAAUGAUCCGAUAUAAAGUCUACAGCCAUUAUGGGGCGGAUUCCACAAAGGGAACCGCCAUGACGAAUGUACGCUCACAGACAAAUGGGGGGCAAGCAGCGGGGCAGGUCCUGCGCUUGAGCUCCAAAAUUAUGGAGGUGCAGGAUGCACCAGGAGCAAGUUUAGUAGGGGCCUCAGGUGUUGUUCCUAGUUUAAAAGACUCCACAGCCAUGGUGCUAGUCACAGACUCUGCAAUGACCUCAGAUGACAUAGUAUCCCCUACUCAAAGGCACCAUCCCAGGACUUGUAUAGAGCUCAAGAGACGGCCUUCGCUGUCCCCUAAAGAGGGGGCAAGCAUAGAAAUGCCAGAAGAUACGGCUAGCCCGCAGGUCAGCGAUGAGAAGAAGGUUCAACGAGACUGGAGUGACUUUAAAAUUUGAUGACUCCAUUUGCUGUCCCUCAAGAGGCAGCCAUCAACCCUAAAGAAGUGCACCAGGUCAUCAGAUUACAGGGAAGAAUAUGGAAUAAUUUGUCCAAACCUCUACUGGACUUUCUCCCUUGAGUUUGUCACCCAUCAUUCUUUAUUCCAAGGAUUAUCCAUACAUUUCCUACCAGGACAUAUUUGAGAACUCAAUCCACCACUGCAUCGAAUGAAAUGGAUCACAUAUUUCUUCUCCAUUGCUGGCUUUUGAAACAUAUUGCCAUUUACACCCCUGCGGCCAGUACUGUCUAUCUGUUUUGCAGCCAACAAUAAUAUGGUAAUUGUUUACUGGAUGGUCUGGGUUCAAGAAUGGCACUUCGCUUGGAGAAUAUUCAUCCUCCUCCACCCAUUCAAUCAUGAAAACUGCACCAGUGAGAGAAAAUUCACAUGGGACAAAGUAAACGGGAUGUUUGUGCUUAUGCACUUCCAUCAUUCUGCCUUCCUCCGGCUUUGCAGUAUCAGUCACGACCCAUCCAACCAGUGGGAACUGAAACUCAAAGGACU